GGACAUGGAAGUGUUGAGAAGGAUAAGUCUACCACCUGAAGAGGCUGCAUUUCUAAUCCAGGAUUCACACCUCCGACUUCGGGUUAUUAUGAGUUGUGUAUCCUUUUAUAUUGACUUGUGUAUCUUUUUUAGUACGUUAGCUUGUGAUUUACCUGUCAAUAAUAAUGUGAUUCUGUAAAUAAAUGUUCAUCAAAUUCUGCCCAUGAAUUACCUUGUAUUUUGAUUAGAAGCUUGGUAAGUAAAUAAAAGUGAAAUUGGUUCUGGAGGUAAGUAAAUUAAGGUGAUUGAUUAUUAUACAUGAAAGGUUGGAUGAAGGGGUGGUGGAUAGAAAGGUGAAAUGGAAAGCUUGCGUUCUUUUUAAGUAUACAAAUAUAUCUGAUAAUUUAUAUUCUUACACAUACUGACCUAGGGUUAUUAUGUUCAGGGAAAUAUAGGUUGAAGAUAUAGCUUUUCAUACCCUACUUGCUCUGCAAGAAUCUGGAAACAUAUGGAUGGGGAAAAUGCACAGAUGCAAAACAAAUCAAUAAAAAACACGAAAUUAUGUACAUUUACUUGCUUGGUUUACAUGGAUAAGAAAAAUAAGACAAUACCGAUAAGCACGGUCAAAUCAAAGUCGAACCACAUAAAAGAGUGUAGUUAGGAUUUUACGAUGCCACUAAAAACUCCACUUACACUGCGCGUAGAAAUUCUAAAAAGAGGUCUGCGUGGAUUGUAAAAACACUUCAUAUUUUUUGAGCUCAAAAAAAUCACUUCAUAUUUUUUCUUCAAUAGUGACAUAAUAUAAUUUCUUUACCACAUUUUGCUCCAUACCUUUGAACCAAACAAAUGAAACAAAAGGAAACAAAAAAUAUCUGUUUCUGUAAUUUUCCUCUGUUUUUUCUAUAAACCAAACUAUCUCUUCAAACCUAUAUAUCUAGAGGAUCCGGUAGGUUGAUGAGUCCAUCUAGGAAUGGUGUGUGAUCAAUCCUACCCAACACAGAGAGGGCUACUCGAAGAUAUUGGUUUGCUUACAGACCAUGACACGUGGGGCCCGCGGCGCGGCGCAAAAACCCUCACCCACAGCAGCGGCGACCAAAUCCGCCGAGCAGGCCGGCAAGCCGCGGAGGUCCGCGUCCGCCAUCGUCGCCGACACGGCGAGCGGGCACCACCUCCUCACGGUCCACGGCUACUCCCGCACCAAGGGCGUUCCCACCGGGGAGUGCGUCAAGUCCCGCCCCUUCGACAUCGGCGGCCACCGCUGGCGCAUCGACUACUACCCCAACGGCGUGCGCGCGGAGGUCGCCGACUACGUGUCCCUCUCCCUGAUGCUCGACGAGGACGAGGGCGUCGCGGCGGCGCCGGCGGUGAAGGCCCAGUACGACAUCCGCCUCGCCGGCGAGGCGGAGGAGGAGGAGGAGGAGGGGGCGGCGCUGGCGUCGGCGUCGGUGGACGACUUCACCCCCGGCAGGGGCUGGGUGUACACGACGUUCGUCUCCAGGGAGGAGCUGGAGGGCUCCGAGCAUCUCAGGAACGACUCCUUCACCGUCCGGUGCGACAUCGUCGUCGUCCGCGACUACCGCGCCGAGGACGCGGCGGCGGGCUUCGUGUCCGUGCCCGCGUGCGACCUGCGGCGGGACCUCGCCGGGCUCCUCGAGACCGAGAAGGGCGCCGACGUGGUGUUCGAGGUCGGCGGCGAGACCGUCGCCGCGCACCGGUGCGUGCUCGCGGCCCGCUCCUCGGUCUUCGCCGCCGAGCUCUUCGGGCCGAUGAAGGAGGGCAAGGAGGACAUGAAGCCGGAGGUGUUCAAGGCUCUGCUCCGCUUCGCGUACACGGGCUUGUUGCCGGAGACGCGCAAGGAGGACCAAGACGUCACCUGCCAGCACCUCCUCGUCGCCGCGGACAGGUACGGCAUGAGGCGGCUGAAGCUGAUCUGCGAGGAGAAGCUCUGCGAGUGCAUAAAUGUGGGCUCGGCGGCCAUCGUCUUGGCGCUGGCCGAGCAGCACCGUUGCGAGGGGCUGAAGAAGGCGUGCUUCGAUUUCCUCGCCGCGCCGGCGAACCUGAGGGCGGUCGUGGCCACCGAAGGCUUCCAGCAUCUGAGCAGGAGCUGCCCUUCACUCAUGGCCGAGGUGAUCACCAUGUCCUUGGGCAUUAGCUGAGUGAUGGAUCAUGGAUGCCGAAGUGUCCUACCAGGUGAAUAAUUAUUGUUUCGAGACUAAUGUAGGGGAAAUAUGUAUGUAAUCAGGUAGCUGACUUAGUAGACUCUAAUUGAUGAUCGAGAUGCCGAAAAAAUGCCUCAUUUUGCCCCUUUUCUGUCAGUACGUAGUAUCUCUGCAACUGUGAAAAAUAACCAGGAAGUGCAUUUUAAUCAGAGGGCAUGGAAUGCUCUGGUUUUUAGGCAAAUACUAGCAACUUGUGGUUUCAGAUCCUUGUCAUGGGAUAUUGCGCU
This is a messenger RNA of Triticum aestivum (bread wheat), 2425 nucleotides long. RefSeq names its product BTB/POZ and MATH domain-containing protein 2-like. Gene Ontology annotation, biological process: protein ubiquitination. Bases 1017 to 2135 code for a protein of 372 amino acids. Gene Ontology annotation, molecular function: protein binding. The transcript has a single exon. The record is from RefSeq and is a predicted model, not a curated record. Lineage: Eukaryota; Viridiplantae; Streptophyta; Magnoliopsida; Poales; Poaceae.